Nicotiana tabacum (common tobacco) is the source of this 3034-nucleotide messenger RNA. RefSeq names its product rust resistance kinase Lr10-like. Lineage: Eukaryota; Viridiplantae; Streptophyta; Magnoliopsida; Solanales; Solanaceae. Gene Ontology annotation, molecular function: protein kinase activity; polysaccharide binding; ATP binding. Gene Ontology annotation, biological process: protein phosphorylation. The record is from RefSeq and is a predicted model, not a curated record.
UUAUGCUGUUGCAAAAGAAAGUAAAACGAAGUCAUUAAAUCCUAAAAGUCCCGAGUCUUCACAAAGAAAGAGAAGUCAAUAUGUUCUCAUUCUAAUAAGUCAAAUAAUGAUGCAAGACUUAUCUUAAUACUGUAGACUCUAGAAAAUUAAGUCAUUAAAUAAAACAAAAGUCCAAGUCUUCACAAAGAAAGAGAGUCAUUACAUCUCACUCUAACAAGUCAAAUUAUGGGUGCAAGACUUUUCUUGAUAAUGUAGAGUGUAGACAGAUCAAGCAAUAAAAUUAUUUAGCCCAUAGUCAACUAAAGAAAGAGACAUCAAUAUUGACUUUUAGUCCAACAAGCAAAGUCAUCUAUUCUACAUAAGGAUCCAAGUCUUGUAGUAACAAAUUUCUUUGUAUUCCAGUCAUCCAUGGAUGGAGAUAAAUUUUUAUUAUUUAGUACUGCAAACAGACUAAUACUUGUAUUAGGGUAGGCUGUCUACAUCACAUCCUUGGGGUGCGGACCUUCCCUGGACCCCUGCAUGAAAGCAGGAUACCUUUAAACAGAUUAAUGCAAGACUUGUCGAAGUUCUGUAUUUGCCACUGGCACAACUGCAAGCUUCAUUUUUAAGGUCUUCCAGUUGAGAUGACCAUCUUUUCCCUCUUGCACUUACUUCUCAUCAACAUAGUAUUUUUUGCUAUGGCCGGUAAAGGAGCAUAUGAUUGCAAAGAGUCCAGGUGUGGAAGUGAUGGCCCUAGCCUUCAUUUUCCCUUCAGGCUUCAACAUCAGCCCGAAUAUUGUGGCUAUCCUGGCUUCGAGUUAUUUUGUGACAGCAAAAACAAAACUAUACUCACCCUUUCCAAUUCAGUUAGACUAUCUGUUGAAAUAAUUGAUUAUAUGUCUCAGCAGAUUCGCCUUUAUGAUCCUGAACGUUGUCUUAUUCUUACGCUAGUCCACCUUAAUUUAUCAACAUCUCCUUUCUUUUUCACUGUUGAACCCUAUCUUAGGUUAGCUGACUAUUCAGUUUUCAAAUGUUCUGGUAUCACAGCAGAUUAUCAGACCCAACAACCUUGUGCCUCUGACAAAGCAAUAUUUGCUAUCGACUCCUCAAGUUAUUUGUAUUAUCUCCCCCCUACAACUUGCAAAAAGAUUCUCGAAAUUCCAUCAGUUCCCUAUGAAAUAGUUUACAAUUACCUUCAACUCCGUUGGUCAAAUCCGGAGUGUAGAUACUGUGAAGGUCUUGGUAAGGAUUGUGGCUUCAAGAACUAUACCAAGCAACUGAGAACUCAGUGUCUCGACCGACCAUACACUACAAAAGCUGGUACAUUAAAGAAACCACUGAUUGCAGGUGGAGUUCUAGGUCUUAUUCUUUUGGGAAUUAUUAUGUUGGCACUCUAUGAGUUUUAUAGCUCAAGCAAAAUAGAAAGAGAGAAUCAAGCGAGAGUUGAAAAGUUUCUGGAAGACUACAGAGCUCUCAGGCCUACUAGAUAUACUUACGCAGAUCUUAAGAAGGUAACAAAUCUGUUUCAGGAAAGAUUGGGAGAGGGAGCUUACGGGGUUGUUUAUAAAGGAACACUUUCUAAUGAAAUUCAUGUUGCUGUCAAAGUGCUAAAUGACUCCAUAGGAAAUGGGGAAGAAUUUAUUAAUGAAGUUGCAGCAAUGGGAAAAAUCCACCACUUCAAUGUGGUUCGCCUAGUUGGCUAUUGUGCUGAUGGAUUCAGAAACGCUCUCGUGUAUGAAUAUUUGCCAAAUCAGACGCUUGAAAAACUCAUUUUUCCAGCAAGUUCCAAAGAUCACAUUAUCCUUAAUUGGAAGAAGCUUCAAAAUAUUGCUAUGGGUAUAGCGAAAGGACUGGAGUAUCUUCAUCAAGGAUGUGACCAACAAAUCCUUCAUUUCGAUAUCAAACCCCAAAAUAUUCUGUUAGAUCGUAACUUGAACCCAAAGAUCUCUGAUUUUGGUCUUGCCAAGUUAUGCUCUAAAGAGAAAAGUGUUGUAACCAUGACUGAAGCUAGAGGAACCAUGGGUUAUAUUGCACCAGAAGUAUUAUCCAGCAAUUUUGGAAAAGCGUCUCAUAAAUCUGAUGUCUAUAGCUUUGGAAUGAUGCUAUUUGAAAUGGUUGGAGGGAGGAAGAAUUUUGAUGCAAAAGCCAAUACUAGCCAAAUGAACUUUCCCGAGUGGAUUCAUCAACAGCUGAAUCAAGGUGAGGUGUUAAAAAUCAGGAUUGAGGAAGAUGAUGAUAUCAUAAUUGUAAGGAAAUUGGCCAUUAUAGGACUUUGGUGCAUCCAAUGGAAUGCAACGGAUCGACCUUCCAUCAAAGUUGUUACUCAAAUGGUAGAAGGAGAUGGGAGCAAUCUAACUAUCCCUCCGCCUUUUACAGCAAGAUACACCACCCACGUAGGAGCUGGACUGACGGAAUGCCCUUCUAGAGAAGAGUGGAGUGAAAUAUCAGAACUAGAAUGAAUGGAAGCCGCAUCUAAUGGAAGUGGAAGCUUGAAUUUUAGUAACUUGAUUAGAUAUCUGUUGAAUUAUCUAGUGCUACGACACAACUCUUUUACAUGUGCAAGAUAAUUAUUGUGACUGUGUCUAGUUUGUUUUUCCCUGUAACAUUAAGUAGUUAACUGUUCUAAUAAAUGAUUCUCAACUUAACGCUCUCUCAAAAGUUAUUACAGGUACCCUAAGGGAUCAUCUGAUUGGCCACAUCAGUAAAAUAAUUUUCGGAUGAAAUCCAUCAUAGAAUAACACAAUGGUGUUGCUAGCUAGGCCGCAUCAGUACAAUGUUUGAUUAGCCAUAUAAGAAAAUAUAAUCUCUGCAUAACUAAUGCAACACUAAGAAUAUAAUUAACUGAAAACUUACCACAUUCAGGUCAUGUCAGAAGAAAACACCCACUAAUACUUUGCAAAAGGAGUACAAUAUCUCUACAAUAGCGCAUAGCAUGACACAGACACAUAAUGACCUUAUAGUUUUAUGUCUAGAAAGAACUAAUAAAAAAACAAAAUAUGUGAAGAAAGUAUCAGAUACAAUUCAUAGAUUUCAAGGAAAUAGAGGAACCUGAAUU